AGCUGCUCUCAUAUAUUUUUUAAGCCCAACUCUUCAAACAAUUCCUUCAUUUUCUCCUAGUUUUUUUCUCCCCCAUUAGCUAAAGGAUGAAUUAACGACCACAAAACCGGGAUUAUUUCUUGUCACUCCUCCUCCUCCUGUGUCUUUAGGAUCUUCUUCAGCAUCAUCUUUUUUUCUUUUUUUUUUUCCCGGAGUCAUCUUUGUUCUUGUGCACACAGCUGCUGAGUGGUACAGUGGCUGCUAGUGGGGAAAUAGGUUAGUGUGCCUGUUUCGGUGCCGGGCGGCAGAGGUGAUUGAAUGCUCUGUGCACGCGUGGAGGCGAAGAGGAGGGGGAUGCCUUCCUGGCGGUAGCGCUCUGUAGCCCUGCGACCACUUGGGGAAGAAGGUGACUUGGGAUGCUGCGGCUGAACUCCGACCUUUAGUGGAAGUGUCGGCGGCCAGAUUCCCGGAGAGACAAAAGGGGAAAAUAAGCUAUUUUUUUUUGGUUCCCCUCCAUUUUUCUAGUCGCAAAACAGAGCUGACCUGCGUGUAGACACCAUGGACAUCAACCUUCAGUCGCACCGGUUCUACUUCCCCCAGAUCUACUGCGCUGAACCGGGGGCGCAGCAGCCACCACCGCCACAGCUCACUGAGUUCAAAGUCAGCGAGCAGAGUAUCUGCCAGGCGAGGGCCUCAGUCAUGGUCUACGAUGACACCAGUAAGAAGUGGGUGCCCAUCAAGCCCGGACAGCAGGGAUUCAGCCGCAUCAACAUCUACCACAACACUGCCAACAACACCUUCAGAGUGGUGGGCGUCAAGCUGCAGGACCAGCAGGUGGUUAUCAACUACUCCAUAGUGAAGGGCCUCAAGUACAACCAGGCCACUCCGACCUUCCACCAGUGGCGGGACGCCCGGCAGGUCUAUGGCCUCAACUUCGCCAGCAAGGAGGAGGCCACCACCUUCUCCAACGCCAUGCUCUUCGCCCUCAACGUCCUCAGCGCUCAGGAUGGAGGUCCGGCUGUCCAGCGCCAAGUCCAGAAUGGACCGACUUCAGACGAGAUAGAAGCUCAGAGAGCGAGGCAGAUGAUGGAGCAGCAGCAGCAGAUGCAGGCGCACAUGGAGCGGGAGCGACGGUCGUCCAACUCAGGUUCUCCUUUCCAGGGCCACCCUGCUGUGCUCUCCGUGGCCCCCCCAGUGAUGCCUCCACCAAUGAACAUGGGCGGUCCUCCUCCUCCUCCGCCGCCGCCGGGACCUCCGCCACCUUCAGCCAUGGCUCCCCAGCCUCCUCUGCCACCUCCGCUUCCCAUGGGCGGGGGGCUUCACGGGGACGAGCCCCCGGUCCAGACGGGUCUUGCCGCUAUGAUCGCCGGAGCCAAACUGCGCCGCGUUCAAAGACCUGAGGACAGCAGCUCUCCAAGCGCCAAAAACGAAGCCAACCGAACGAGUGGAGGAAGCGGAGGACUGAUGGAGGAGAUGAACGCUCUGUUGGCGCGAAGAAGGAAAGCAGCUUCAGAGAAGCCUGAGGAAAGCCAAAACGAUGACCCAAAUUCUCCGUCACCCAGCACUCGGAGUGGACAGAACGCCACAGAUGGUGCAAAGAAGCCGUGGGACCGGGCUAACUCUGCAGACAGGUCGAUGGUUUCAAGGGUACGGCCCGGGGGAGGUGGCAGCGACGCAGACUCGUUAGACCUUGACAGAAUGAAACAGGAAAUCUUGGAAGAGGUGUUUCGUGAAUUGCACAAAGUGAAGGAUGAAAUCAUCGAUGCCAUUAGACAUGAACUCAGUCGAAUUAGCACGACAUAAUCUCUCAGAGACACUCCCCGACAUGAACCACCUUUUUCGAAAACAUUGCCCCUGCAGUAGCUGCUGUGGCCCUGAGGAGGAGGAAGAGGAGGAGGAGGAGGAGAAGUCGGGAACAGAGGCCCAAACUGUGACAUCUGCUCAUCCUGUUUCAGCUGCGGUGUUGAAGCAACGCGGCAACGUUGCUGUAACACCUCAGACGUGUCUGUGUAACGUUUGGUUUGUCUGUCGGGGGGAGCUGGACGUGGACGUGGGCACACUCUCGCACUGAUUACUCUGAUUUCUUAACAUUUUUCUGUCUGUCCGUUCGCCCAGUUCGCCCUCUGUCCUCGGCCCAAAGGAAAAUGGAUAAAACGUAUUUUAUUUGUUUUGUUUUUUCACAACUUUUUUGUUUUUGUAUUAUUAUUAUUACUAUCGUUUUCAUUAUCAUCACUAUCAUUUUUAUGAUUGUCAGUGUACUGUUAAUAUGAGUAGUAGUAGUGUAGUAGAGUGCAAUGGUAACAAUGAGGAAGUGAUAAUGAGAAUAUGAUAGUAAUGAUGAUGUCGAUCGUUAUUAUUGCACAUCAUUUUAUGUCAGCCUUUUGUAUUUUAUAUUGGUUGUUUUCAUCUGUUUUAUUUUUUUUUUGUUUUAGAUACAGUUGCAAGCGCAUCCAAAAAGUGUUUUUUCUCAUCGUCUAUAACCUGAAAAGUUUUUUUAAAAAAGGUUUUUUAUCCUUUUUUCGCCAACACAGAUAUGUGUGGAACCACGGCAGAAAAAACAAACAAAAGAAAAAACAGACCCUGACCUGAAAAACUGAGGGUGGAAUAAAACCUCUUUGGAUAUUGCAAUCUUAUAAACGAAAACAAACAAAAAAAAAAUUAAAUAAUACACUAGAGUAUUUGUGAUCAUGUUGUUAAUAAAAUGUUUAUUGGCUGCAAGGAUAUGGUGAAGUAUUGUUCAUUUUAUUCUCUCCUUUUAUGACAAAGUGCUUCCUGGUUUGACAACAACGAGAAAAAAAAAAAAAAAAAAAAAGAAAAAGAAACGCACCAAGUUUAAAAAUGAAAUUCAAAUAAAACUGUGAACAAUGUCUUGGAUAAA
Acanthopagrus latus (yellowfin seabream) is the source of this 2857-nucleotide messenger RNA. RefSeq names its product Enah/Vasp-like b (gene evlb). Gene Ontology annotation, biological process: positive regulation of actin filament polymerization; actin polymerization or depolymerization; protein homotetramerization. Gene Ontology annotation, cellular component: cytoskeleton. The coding region runs from base 538 to 1782 and encodes 414 amino acids. NCBI's taxonomy places the organism in Eukaryota, Metazoa, Chordata, Actinopteri, Spariformes, Sparidae. Gene Ontology annotation, molecular function: actin binding; SH3 domain binding; profilin binding. The transcript has 13 exons. The record is from RefSeq and is a predicted model, not a curated record.